This is a messenger RNA of Colletotrichum spaethianum, 6801 nucleotides long. Its product is annotated as mutanase Pc12g07500. The record is from RefSeq and is a predicted model, not a curated record. The transcript has 6 exons. Lineage: Eukaryota; Fungi; Ascomycota; Sordariomycetes; Glomerellales; Glomerellaceae. Gene Ontology annotation, biological process: carbohydrate metabolic process. Gene Ontology annotation, molecular function: glucan endo-1,3-alpha-glucosidase activity; chitin binding. Bases 1 to 6801 code for a protein of 2266 amino acids.
AUGCUGUUUCUCGCAACGCUCCUGCUGGCAGCGCUUCUUGCUACCAGAAGCGUUGAGAGCAAGUCAGUCUUUGCCCAUUUUAUGGUCGGCAAUACUGAGACGUUUGAUAUUGCAAAAUGGGAAGACAACAUUGCCCUUGCACAACAGGCACAUAUCGAUGCUUUUGCUCUCAACAUUGCACAUGGCUGGAAGUACAACGACCAGCAAAUCUCCAACGCUUUUGCGGCAGCCGGCGCCAAGGGCUUCAAGCUUUUUUUUUCCUUUGACUAUGCCGGCGGGGAUGUUCCUUGGCCAAUGGCUGAAGUCAAGGCCCUCAUCCAAAAAUACGGCUCCUCUCAGGCUCACUUCCAGUACAACGGGAAGCCCUUUGUGUCAACCUUUGAGGGUCCUGACAACGCCGACGACUGGAAGAGCAUCAAGGCUGACACAGGCUGCUUUUUUAUACCGGAUUGGUCAUCUUUAGGCGCAGGCCCCGCCAUCAAUGCUGGAGACGGUGUGGCUGAUGGUCUUUUCAACUGGGCCGCGUGGCCCUAUGGGCAGCGCAACAUGACGACUUAUAUUGACGCCUCGUACAACCAGCUGCUAGGCGGUAAGCCGUAUAUGAUGCCUGUCUCCCCCUGGUUCUUUACCAACUUGCCAGGCUACAGUAAGAACUGGCUGUGGAAGAGCGGUGACCUUUGGUAUGAGCGCUGGAAGCAGGUGGUGUCUAUGGACUUUGAGCCUGAGUUCUUGGAGAUCAUUAGCUGGAACGACUACGGCGAGUCUCACUACAUUGGACCCCUUGACAACACCCAGUAUGAGGCUUUCCAAGUAGGAGACGCCCCGUACAACUACGUCAAGGACAUGCCCCACGAUGGCUGGCGAGAGCACCUGCCCUACCUGAUAGAUUUGUACAAGACCGGUACGGCUUCUUUUACAAAGGAGAGUAUGGUCACCUGGUUCCGGACCUCGCUCAGUGACACCUGUGCAGACGGAGGCACCACCGGAAAUACGGCUUCCCAGCUCCAGCUUGAGUACGAGGCGCGUGACCUGACGCCGGACCGCAUCUACUUUUCGGUCCUCCUGGCCAGUUCAGCUGAGCUCAAGGUCUCAUUCGGAGGCAGAGACUACUCUAUCAAGGACUGGGACUACAUCCCCGACGGCGGUGUAGGAGUCUACCACACCAGCAUCCCUGUCCUUGGAACCGGCGGUGCGUGGCACGCUCAAGUCGUCAGGGGCAGUAGCACCAUCAUCGACUAUCUAGUUCCACAGGGCAUCUCAGGAGACUGUCCUUCCGGCGUCACCAACUGGAACCCUUGGGUCGGUUCAGCCUCUAGUGGAGGGUCCGUAUCUGGGAAACCUCCUCGUGACUUGGCUGAUCAAGUCUGCAUCGCAGGCUGGGGCGAGGGCAAUUUCAACGACUUGUGCGAGUUCACGUGCAAGUAUGGCUACUGCCCCUCAAGUGCCUGUGUCUGCACCAACAUGGGAGAAGCCAUUAAGAAGCCGGAGUCCACAGGAGUGAAGGGCUACCCCGCUAAUGGCGACGCAAACUAUGGCGGUCUUUGCACAUUUGCCUGCAACCUGGGCUAUUGCCCGUCGACAGCCUGUGCCACGGAGGAACAACGCGAAUAUGUUCCAACCACAUCGCCCUUCAACCCAAACACGUGCGUCACUGGUGGUGGACAUGGCAGCUUCUCACGCAUUUGCAGCUGGGCGUGCCAUUAUGGCUUUUGUCCCAUCCUCUCCUGCUUUUGCUCUAUGGAGGGUCCCCUCAACUUGCCACCUCCUGUUGUCAAGGUCAGCGGUAUCAAAUCCAACCUGGGCAACGACAACGGCCUCUGCGCUUUUGCCUGCUCGCAUGGUUACUGUCCCUCUCCGGAAUGCAGCUCAGAUGACGGCGAUACUUCUGACGGUAGUGGCGGCAGCAGCAGUGCUAUGGACAUCAUCGUAGGAUACUUCCAGGCAGACAGUAUCUCGCGACGGGGCUGCGGACAGCGACCAGCGAACUUCGUGCCGACGGACUCGGUUAGCCACAUUAAUGUUGCAUUUGGUUGGAUCGAGGCUGGCACGUUCGCCCUGAUUCCGGACGCCAACGGCGAUGAAGAUCAGCUGAGGCAACUUGCAGCGCUCAAGGGGCAGGCAACAGGGCUGCACGUUUGGCUAACGCUAGGAGGCUACGACUUUUCGACCGGAUCACGGAAAGCGUCCGGCACACAGGGCAUCUUUAGCGAUAUAGCCAGUACGCAUGAGAACCGCCAGAAAUUCUUGGCUAAUCUGGUGUCUUUUCUCCAGAAAUUCGGGUUCGAUGGCGUCGAUAUCGAUUGGCGGUGGCCCCAGACAGGUGAAGAUGCGACCAACUACGUGAUCCUGCUGGAUGAGAUGCGGGAGUACUUUGACACGCAGUCCGCAGGCUCUACUGCAUGGGGAAUCUCAUCCACACUGCCGGUUGACACCACCAUCCUAGGACGCUUCGACCUAGCCUCCAUAGCCGCCUCAACCAACUGGAUCAACCUUGUUGCCUUUGACAUUGAGAGUACAGACAAGAGCACCACCCGAGCUAUGUCAGACAAGAGCUCCAUUGACGCAUCACUCGGCUUCUUAACAAAUGCUGGGGUACCACACACGCAGAUCAAUCUCGGUAUAGGUUUCUUUGGUCGUACUUAUGCUCUCUCCGAUAAGUCCUGCACCGGUCUUGGCUGCUCAGCUUCUGGCUUUGGCGUGGCUGGGAAGUGCAGUGGACAACCCGGGUUCAUGUCUUACGAUGAGAUCCAAUCCGAACUUGCCAUCGGCAGUGGCAGGUUUGACGACAAGACUGGCACUAACUACCUCAGCUACGGUGAUGCUCAGUGGAUCUCUUAUGAAGACCGCAACUCCAUCAUUGAAAAAGUCAAGUACGCAAAAAGCAAGGGCCUCCUAGGCGUCGCCGCGUGGGCCAUCGACCUGGAUGAUGAUAAUCACCAACUCCUGAACGCCACUCUCUACCCCGGAGGCCUCGGGAGCCUCUCGUUAACAACUGGCACAAACCACGACGACUCAUCUAAUUACACUAAUGUGGACAUCAGUAGCUGUUCCUGGAGUGACUGCACAACGUCAGGCAUCCUGCAUUGCCCGGUCGGCCAGCAGCGUCUCAUCAGCGACCGCUGCAGUGUGGAUCCUAGGUCAGGAGCAAAGCGUUACAAGGCUCUUUGCUGUCCUCUGGGACAAACACCCGACCCCAAGACCUGCGGGUGGAAUCGGCUGGAUGGCGGCGAUUGUUCGGGGUCGGGAUGUGAUAUCAACCAGGUCUCCAUUGCUUCGGACAAGUGGUUCAUCAAUAACAAAGGAGUGGAGAACUACUGUUUCUAUGGAUCAGCCACCUUUUGCUGCGACGCCGUAGAGACGGGCGUGAACGUAUGUGACUGGGACGAUAUAUGUGUCAACAUCGGUUCCAACGGCCUUCCCAUGGUCUGGCGUUGGGGCUUUGUUGACGGCGGCGAGUCCAAGUGCGCGUCGGCCAAAACCUGCCCUAUUGGCAAGACUGCCAUCGCCACGUCAAACCUGGGCGGCGGCGCAGACUGUACUUACAGCGAGCUGGGCGGCUCCACGUUUUUCAACCCUGCGCUCACCUACAACGUCCAACGCACGCUUUGCGCAGACCCCAACGCACUCAGGCGGCAUAUUGAUACGCUCCCCAUCCCUUUGGAGAAUAUCUUCCCCCAUCCCGGUCCGUCGACGGACAAGCAGAAAUGGGACGUCAAGCUGGACCCCACCAUGGGCGGAGCCGAUCCUACACCUGAAGAGAGCACCAACGCCGACAAGAACUCGUUUGGCUGGUACAUCAUGUCGGGCCCUGAGGCCGAGCUCACGUCUUUGAACAAGCGAGACGGGUCUCACUGGGAGCUUUUUGACUGUGAGGCGGGAGCGAUGCACGAGAAGCGGCACACGGUUCGAGCCGUGUGUACCGACAACUCGGACGCAAGCAAUUGCGGCAUCAUCCACAAAGGCCGAGGAGUGGCUGAGACGGUGGUGGAGAUGCCAGAAGGGUGCGGCCCCGGGAGGUACGCCAUGGCCGUCUCCUUGACGCCUUCUGACAACCAAACGUUGCCCCAUCGCCUGGUCAAGAGGAAUCCUCAACUGGCUGAUGCCUAUGUCUACGACUUUACAUUUGACUACGAUUUCUCUCCCCUACGAAAACGCGGCCGAGGAUCUAACGUGCUGCUGCGUAUCGACUACAGCGAUGACCCAGGGUACUGGAGCGAUAUCGUCGCGGCAGCGCCGACCAAGCUAAAGCGAUCGAAGCGUCAGAUCGAGGAAGAGGUCCACCGCGACCACAAUGGCUCGUACAAAAAGUACAUGUAUCACUUGUGGUCUAUCGACAAGCGGUCGACAUCCCAAGACGAACUGCAUGAGCUGCACGCCCGCUGGUUCUCAAAGUCUGGAGCAAUCAAGGACUGGAUAGACCGGUUUAGUAAAGUGGACGCAGAGUACGAGUUGGUCAGACACCGAGUCAAUGAGCAGAUCCGCUGGAACCUCUACGACGAGUCGAUAGCUUGCAAAAUAAAGGGUGUCGACACGGUGGGCUACUUCAAGGCAUGGGCCGACCUGAACGUAAACAUUGAGACGUCGGCUCUAGUGACCCUAAUUGGCAACAUGGGCGACUUGAGUACCUUUGACGAGUCACACGUACUGUUUCGUAACAGCGGCUCGGUCAAGGCCUCUCUCAACGUAGAGGCGUUGGUGACCCUCCAUUUCCUCACCGGCCAAAUCGAGCUCUUUGGUCUGCAGAACUUUGGGGCGACCUUCAGCGUCCCCGGCAUCGUGACGAUCGGUCCCAACUUCCGAGUCCUCGGCCAGCUCCAGGGCACCGCCACGAUGCACGGUCAGGCCCGCGUCGACCUCAGACUCGCCGAGUGGGACUUCACCCACCAGUUUCCCGAUGCAAACGGUGGGAUGACUGACGUCCUCACGACGGACAUCAGUCCAAAAUAUUCCGGAGCGACGUCUGCGGACCCUAUCAAGCCGUUGCAGGAGCCUGAGUUUUACUACGACGUUUCUGCAAGUGGCGAGCUCAACUUGAUGGUAACGCCCAAAGUUACACUUGGCAUUGUCUUCAACGAUGACUCCAUUCCUGAUGCCUCUAUCGACUUUGGUGUCAAUGGUGCUGCGACCUGGUACGGCUCAGCUGGCUCAAAUUCAGACACAGCUUGGGAAUACUGUUAUGGAGUCAACGCUCAAGCCGAGAUGUUUGCGGAAGUCUCUGCCCCGUCCUUGUUUGGAGUCAGCUUGAACAGAUACUACAGCAUCUGGAGCACCGGAACGUUCCCCAUCGUUGAGAAGAAAUGUGCUGCCGCGGCACCAUCGCUCACACAGACACAACCAAGCAAGCGGUCCGCCAAGCUGGUAAAGAGAGAUAACUUGAUUGGAUCUCUAAUUUGCCCUGCAGAGUCCACAGCAAACGCUUCGGAUGUCGGUACUUGCCCAGUAUGUGGGGUGAAUGCUGACAGUUCUGGUUCUCGGCGAGUCAAGAAGAGGUAUGGCUACAUCCUCGAGGAGAGGGCCGACGCAUGCCCGCUUCUGAGUAGUGAUAUCUGCUCAUAUGCCGACUCCUCGAGUGUCUCUGGGCGCUCAACACCAAACAACGACACCACCCCGUCCCUGGUCGAGAGGCAGGCCAACCUGAAAGAAAUGACAGUGACGUUCGGUGGUAAAUACCCUAAUAUCGAUCUCGAUGUCGGGCGGUAUGCGCCCUGUGGGAAAGCCAAGAAUAGCCCAUAUAUCCUGAAGAACAUCGUCACUAUUACUCCCGGACUGGUCUGCAGUCCGACCAUUGUCUUAAUGGAUGAUGCUACAGCUAAAGCUUUAUACUCAGAAAUUGGGUUUGAAACGGAACACAUCUACGAGCCGCAGACGUUGACUGCAUUUUACGAAUGGCUCGGCAAAGGGGCAGGUACCACGGUAGGCGCCUACUCAAUGGCCACACCAGAAUGGGUGGCUGAGGUGUUACUCGGCGAACUCAAACUGGGCGGCACCGGUCAGACCUUCCAAUUCGAUCAAAGUUUUCUCGGAAUCACUGUAAACCCUCAAGGCAAUACGGUGCACGAAACUCUGGCGUUGGGCUUCGGUCGGUCAGACACCAUCAGAGUAGGAAACAAGUUCUCUAAGGAGCGCAGCGAGUCCCAUCUCGCACUGGUACAGUGGGAGACGAAUAAUUAUAAAGGGGUAUGGAUGGGUGGCGGUACACCCAGAUACAACCCGACCAAGGUUAAACUCAAGAACGAUCGGCAAACGCUCCGCGACAUCAUGGCUACCUUCACGUUUCUGAAAUUCGUGCCGCCUAAUGCGCUGACGGGCCAGAAGUAUGCGAAGAACGAGGCCAUCUGGAACAAGUGGAUGCGCGUCUCCAACUGGUUCGACUUCGUGUUCUCUGAGUUUGAUCGGCAGUUCACCGCCAUCAACGGUUGGAACUUCUGGCCUGGCCACCCUGUGAACAAUGCAGGCGGAAACCCAUCGCUGCGCGCCUUGUACGCUGAAUUCAUUGAGGAUCAACUGGCUACUAUUGAGAGGAACGUGGCUACUUUCCUUGCGGAUGCCGAGAGGAAAUAUCUUAACGUGCAUGCACCCGUUAAUCCCCAGGGUGUGCGCGUCUGGGACGAUGACACCGACCCAGCCUGGUAUUACUCCGCUUUUGGGCCUGGCGGCUGGGCUACAGCUCCGGUGGCCACCUUUCCUAGGGUUGCGGCAAGCAACGGCUGGUCCGUUUAUGGCGCUACGGGCCAUCUGAGCAUGAUGGUAGAUGGAGCAGGGAACUUUGUGACCGGUCUUGCGGCUCCGGAUCGCAUAUGA